Molecule: messenger RNA, 2730 nt
Organism: Dermacentor albipictus
Lineage: Eukaryota; Metazoa; Arthropoda; Arachnida; Ixodida; Ixodidae
Product: tigger transposable element-derived protein 6-like
Cellular component (GO): nucleus
Molecular function (GO): DNA binding
Source: RefSeq, a predicted model, not a curated record
UAAUGCUGCAGAAUGUGAGGUUUUGUGACUUGUGCCACUUAAGUAUAAUAAUGCUCUAGAUUAUUGUUUCCAUGCUUCAGACUGCUCCAAUAAAGAGAUUUAUGUGUGUUGGACUGCUUCAAAAUCAGGAUUUGUCUGUUAUAAUCUGCACCAGAAUGAAACGUUAUCUGCUACAAAAAUUGCUACAAAAUGACUUUGGGCAUUUCCAACACUUCAUGGAAACCUCGGAAAGCCCAGUGUCUGCUCCAGCAAAUUUGGCAGGGCUUUGCCUUGAUCAUCUUGCUGAGAGAGAAGAUAAUACGGUUGGUGGCAUGGCCAGUGCAUUAUCCUGGCCUAUAUAUUGAUACCUAGAACAUGCUUGGGGUUUGGAAUGAAGUUUGAGAGCUGGUGUGUUUGAAGAGGUCUGCCACUUAUAACUUCUGUGCCUGCUGUCACUGCAUUGCUCUCGCCACUUGUCACUUGAUAAUGUAUUGUCAGCUUAUGUUCAGCACACUGUGAUUGCAAUUCACUGCACGACAUGCUACAGAGAAAAAAAGCAUUUCUUUUUUUUAAAUUCUUCUAAUUUCAAACACACCAUGCAGUUUUGAAGUUAUUAUCAAGUACAGUGUCGCAUACAGUCCAGCCCACUUUAACAGCAGCAGAUAUAACGAACGCUCGCUUAGUACGAACGAGGGCGGUGCUACCGUCAAAAUAUAUAUUGGGGCAAUGGCACAGUGUCUCACAUAGAACGAACUGUUGUGGCCUCAACACUCGGUUAGAGCGAACGCGAAGCUGUCGGGCCCCUGUAGUUGACCGAGCCGGCGGUGUUUGGUGCGGUUUCGCUGGACUGCGAACCCGCGGCAGGCGAAUUUCGCGCACUUUGUGUUCCCCUGACACGACGCGAACACAGAGCGCACAAAGCCUCCCCCGGCGCUCCUUUGCGGGUAAAAUAAAGUAAAAAGCGCCUUCGGAAGGCUACCUACGCGGACGUUGAGGACGCACUGCUGAAGUGGUUCGCUGACGCGCGGUCUCGCAACGUUCCGAUCAGUGGACCGCUGACGCUCUCCAAGGCUAAAGACUUCGCCUUCCUUUUGGAUUUUGCCGAUUUCAGCCCAGGCAAUGGAUGGCUCCACCGGUUCAAGGCUCGCCACUGAAUUGUAUUCAAGGCGGUCGUCGGCGAGGCCGCGUCUGUGAACAACAAGGACGUCGAUGCGUGGCUUUCCGACAACCUCCCAACAAUCACGAGCUAUGCUCCACGGGACAUUUACAAUGCCGACGAGACUGCGUUGUUUCAUCGGAUGUUGCCAUCUAAAACGCAUGCCAUGAAAGGCGACAAGUGCGCAGGAGGGAAGAACAGCAAGUUGCGCGUAACCGUUCUUCUGUGUGUCAAUAUGGACGGCAGUGACCGGCGGCUGCCUUUUGUCAUUGGCAAGUCACGUAAGCCGCAAUGCUUUGGAAGCUACGUGCCCGUACGCUACAGGAACAAUACAAAAGCCUGGAUGAGUCGUGACUUAUUUGCCGAGUGGCUUGUCGAGUUCGACCGCGACAUGGCACGAAAAAACAGGAGGGUCCUGCUCGUGCUGGAUAACUGUGCGGCGCACCAUGUGCAGCCUUCCUUGAGUGCGGUGACAGUGCUCUUCUUGCUUCCGAAUGCAACCUGCAAAAUUCAGCCGCUGGAUAUGGGCAUCAUUCAUGCGUUCAAGGUGUGCUACCGGCGGCGCGUCAUCCAACGCUUGUUGAUCGCGAUUGAUGCUGCCAUGCCAGUUCGCAUCAGCUUGCUUGCCGCCGUGGACAUGUUGAAAGUGGCGUGGAUGCAACUCACCGCGGAGUGCAUAGAAAAUUGCUUCCGCAAGGCGGGUUUUAUGGGCCCAGGCACCGAGGACGCCAUAGAUCACCCACUGGAAGGCCGGUCGCACGAGGACUUGUGGCAACGCAUCGUUGACACGCAGCUGGCUGGACCUGACGUUGCCUGGGACGAUUUCGUUUCUGCUGAUGACGACGCCGACAUUGCGGAGCCAUGCACUGACGAAGCUAUUGUGCGUGAAGUGCGAGCCCUUCCUGACUGCCCAGAGACCGACGAUGACGAGGAUGCUGCUCUACCGCCGGUUGCUGUGAACGCUUCAACCGCGAUCGGUUACAUCGCGUCGCUUAAGGAACUCGUGUGCAGCAGAGGCCUUGGUGAUGAACGUAUUACCGCGCUGGAAAAAUUAGAAACGGCAGUGAUGCGAUCAGCUUUGAAGAAGCAGACAUGCAUCACGGACUUUCUUCAAAAAUAAAGUGAACUUUCGUCUCGCUUGCUCUUUUUUCCCGUAUUAUAGGUGGUCCACUUAGUACGAACUUUGGAUACAACGAACAAAUGGCACGUGACGAUCAAGUUCGUUAUAUGUGGGCUGGACUGUAUUUUACUGCUGAAUUUCUUUUUAAUUCAACGCUGACAAAUGCCUGUUGCACUGGAGGUUGUCAUUACAGUGUAGAAGCUUUACAGUGUUCCAUAUUAGGAUUGAAUGAAGACAUGCUUAGGAAAGAUGCAUUGACUUUGUUUUGAGGGGUCAGGGGGCAGUUUUGUGGUCAGUUUUCAUGGACGAAUAAUUAGCGAUAAUGGUAUAAUCUUGCAGCUUUCGCAAUAUCGCUAAGUGAACACUUGCUGCUACAUCCCUAAAUAAGGUGGUGCUAGCACAAUUUCUCCAUCUGCUUCUGGAAAAAAAAAAAAGAACACUGUCCAUGUUCGAAAAUGAAACCGUUGCAAAUUUA